Phyllopteryx taeniolatus (common seadragon) is the source of this 6531-nucleotide messenger RNA. RefSeq names its product gamma-aminobutyric acid type A receptor subunit beta3 (gene gabrb3). Lineage: Eukaryota; Metazoa; Chordata; Actinopteri; Syngnathiformes; Syngnathidae. Gene Ontology annotation, molecular function: extracellular ligand-gated monoatomic ion channel activity; GABA-A receptor activity; neurotransmitter receptor activity. Gene Ontology annotation, cellular component: synapse; membrane; GABA-A receptor complex. Gene Ontology annotation, biological process: regulation of membrane potential; nervous system process; monoatomic ion transmembrane transport. The record is from RefSeq and is a predicted model, not a curated record. The transcript has 10 exons. The coding region runs from base 1876 to 3507 and encodes 543 amino acids.
GACAAGAAGUUGGACGGGAGCGCAGGUGUCAAACGCAAGAUCGCUCACUUUGGCCCGCUCAAAGCAAAUGACCUGUGUUGACUUGAUGCUCCAUAGAUUUUUUUGAAAAAAUGAUUAUUGACAUUUUGGCAGAAAAUCUGAACCACAAUUGAAACUUUUAUCAGAUAUUACGAGCAUCUUUCUUUUCUACCAUGGACACUGCUAAUGAAGUUUGAAUGUUGAAAGUGUGUGGGAGAGGUGAAAGAAACUAGGACUUGUUUUGGAUAGGGUCUCCCUCCAUCGUGGAAUUUCACCUACUGCGCAACGCGACAAACUGCGAUUCACUGAAUAUGUUAUUAUUGCCUGUACCCAUUUUGUCUUUGAACUUUUCCGUAACACUCAAGAUACUGUAAACGUGAUUUUGACUUUGACGUGGACCCAAACUGCACAAGGUUGAACUUGUGACAUUUUCACCUCAGCUAAUUCUGCCAUUUUGUAUCUGGUAUACAUCAAAAUCAAUGCUCUGACAAAAUUCUAUAUAUUUUAGAUAUUUUGCUACGAUGGCCAUCAUGUUUGAUCCAUUAUUCAAGAUUAUUAUUUGUGGUCACAAUUAACAAAAAAGAAAUACAAAAUUAUCAUAAUAACAUAAAUUGGAUUUUUGCACCUACUUAAAAUUAAAAUGCGUGAAAAACUGAAGACUGAUUUCGCCUUUGCCUGAGCGCAGUCAUUCUCAAAAAGUAGUACGCAGGCUCCCUCUCGUGGUCAACCCAAGUAUAACAGGUUAUAUUUUUGUGGUGUUUAACUUUGAAGGUGUAGUUAGGUAUAAUUCUAUUCAACGUUUAUAUGGGAUACAUUUUAAUCUAUAUCGAAGCUCAGUGUGAAUGUUCAAACCAUGCAUGACGUUAGCGUGGCUCACAAUCAUAUUAAAACGUACUUUUUUGUUUGAUGAACACUUACGCUACUCCAUUUCAAUAUUGUAACUGUACAUUUUCAGAGCUCAGUAUUUGGUGUGUAAAGUUUGAGAGCCACUGAGGUACCUUGGCCAUUGUUUUUUUGGGUUGUCAUUCAAGAUAAAGUGCAUUUUUGAGCUCCGCCACGUUGUUUCGAGUAUUAGUCAAGGAUAAACUGCGUUCCUGUUCUUUGACAUGGCAGCACAAUCCCCUGACUUGAAGAUUUAAAAAAAAAAAAAUCUCUCUCUCUAUAUAUAUAUAUAUAUAUAUGUUGUAAAAUAGCAACUUGUUCAUAUCAUUCAAAAUACGUGGAUGUCUUGCCUGUCGUUUUCCAACGGGUAUUGCUAAACAUGGCCGCUUUAAGAUCCUGUUCUCUCAAAUUUGCUGAAAUCAGGGAGUGUGGGAUCCCACUCUUAUUUGGCAUGUGAAGUCAAAAUACGGCAAAUAGGUUGCCGGGCGAGUCAUCAUCAUCAUCAUCAUCAUCAUCCUGUUAACCAACGGGAGAUUGCAUUUUACUUCCUCUCCCGUGGAAAAAAAAAAAUCCACAGAUGACAGCCGCUUUCUCCUGGCAAAAUCAGAUUUUUUUUUUUUCCCAGUCCCGCUAUAAUCCCUCGUCACAAUCUGCAUCCUGUGUGUGCGUGCGUGCAUGCAUUCUCUGGAUUGGCACAUCCUCUCCUGAGCCGGUAGACAGCGAAGCAGCAGAGGCGGAGCGAGGGGCGGAGGGUGGCGGCGGCCGCGGGACACCCGCGCGGGGGAAAAGUCGGGACGGCGUUCCGACGAGCAUCCGUCAUGUCCUCGGCCAGCAGACGAGCGCCCGUCAGACGAGCUCGGCGGCGCCGGGGUCGCCCCGGCGUUGCUCUCAUCUGACCUUUCCCCCCCCCCCCCCCUCUCUCUUUCCUUUAUUUAUUUACUUGUACGUGGAUGGGAAGGUGCGGCAAAAUUAAAUAUGAAGAAAAGAAUGCGGCUUUGGUGGAUUUUAACGUUUGGAUUUUGGAGCGUGUGCGGCGAGCUGCCCUUCAUAGCGGAGAACAACGCGGCCAUGCUGGUCAACUGGAACGCCGUUGAUGGGAACAAAAAGCUGCACGCCAUCUACGAUACGAGCGUCAAAGAGCCUGGCAACAUGUCUUUUGUCAAAGACACGGUGGACAAACUUUUAAAGGGAUACGACAUUCGACUCAGGCCAGACUUUGGAGGUGCCCCUGUGGCUGUCGGCAUGAGCAUCGACGUGGCGAGCAUAGACAUGGUGUCCGAGGUCAAUAUGGACUACACGCUGACCAUGUACUUCCAGCAGUACUGGCGGGACAAGAGGCUGGCCUACUUGGGCAUCCCGCUCAACCUCACCCUGGACAACCGGGUGGCGGACCAGCUGUGGGUGCCCGACACCUACUUCCUCAACGACAAGAAGUCCUUCGUGCACGGCGUCACCGUGAAGAACCGCAUGAUCCGGCUGCACCCGGACGGCACCGUCCUCUACGGCCUCAGAAUCACGACGACGGCCGCCUGCAUGAUGGACCUGAGGCGAUACCCGCUGGACGAGCAGAACUGCACUCUGGAGAUUGAGAGCUGUCAGUUCACACACACGCACGACCUCAUUCGUCCCCCGUGCUCGCCGUUCAUGCGGAAGGAAUCACGCGCAAAAGCGUACGGCUACACGACGGACGACAUCGAGUUCUACUGGAAAGGAGGCCACACGGCCGUGACGGGCGUGACGCGCAUCGAGCUGCCGCAGUUCUCCAUCGUGGACUACAAGCUGGUCUCCAGGAACGUGGUCUUUUCCACAGGUGCCUACCCUCGCCUGUCUCUGAGCUUCAAGCUGAGGAGGAACAUCGGCUACUUCAUCCUGCAGACGUACAUGCCCUCCACCCUGAUCACCAUUCUGUCCUGGGUCUCCUUCUGGAUCAACUACGACGCCUCGGCCGCCAGAGUCGCUUUGGGCAUCACCACGGUGCUGACCAUGACCACCAUCAACACGCACCUGCGGGAGACGCUGCCCAAGAUCCCGUACGUGAAGGCCAUCGACGUGUACCUGAUGGGCUGCUUCGUUUUCGUCUUCUUGGCCCUGCUGGAGUACGCCUUCGUCAACUACAUCUUCUUCGGCCGGGGCCCGCGCAUGCAGAAGAAGCUGGCCGAGCGGGCGCGGAAGGCCGACGACGACCGCGCCGCUUUCCGCCGCCCCGAGGCCGACUCUCAGGGGAACAUCCUGCUGACCACCCUGGAGAUCCACAACGAGGUGGGCGGCCGCGCCGUCGCCGCCGCCGCCGCCGCCGCCCUCAGCAGCAGCAGCAGCAGCAGCUGCAGCAACACCAGCAGCAGCUUGUACGACGCCACGCGCAACUCCACCCCCGCCCCGCCGGACAACUCCUCGGGGGUCCAGUACAGACGGAGCGGCGGGCGGGUCGCUCGCCGGUCGCCGGGCCCGGACGGCCCGAGGAGCCGCCUGAGGAGGCGAUCAUCGCAGCUGAAGAUCAAAAUCCCCGACCUGACGGACGUGAACGCCAUCGACCGCUGGUCCCGCUUCAUCUUCCCUUUCUCCUUCUCCUUCUUCAACGUUGUCUACUGGCUCUACUACGUCAAUUAAUGUGUGUGUGUGUGUGUGCGUGUCUUGUUUGAACUCGGACACGGGUCACGAGGUCGUGGACACGCGGGCAAUGAUGUCACGCCGUCCGGUCGCUAUGAUGUGCCACGAUGGUACAGUGGAACCGCUAAGGUCGAACGCCGUUUUUAAGCCAUUUCUCCCAUUGGAAAUCGUGUGUGGCCCCGCAACCCGUCCAGGAUGUAUCCCACUUUCAUCGCCAAAAAUCAUCCAUCCAUCCAUUUUCUUUACCGCUUCUCCUCACGCGGGUCGCGGGCUGCUGGAGCCGGUCCCGGCUAUCUUCGGGCGUGAAGCGGGGUACGCCCUGAACCGGUCGCCGGCCAAUCGCAGGGCACGUCGAAACAAACAACCAUUCGCACUCACGUUCACACCUACGGGCAAUUUAGAGUCUUCAAUCAACCGAGCAUGCGUGUUUUUGGGAUGUGGGAGGAAAGCGGAGUGCCCGGAGAAAAGCCACGCGGGCACGGGGAGAACAUGCAAACUCCACACAGGCGCGACCGGGAUUUGAACCCCCGUCCCCAGAACUGUGAGGCAGAUGUGCUAACCAGUCGCUCAGCGUGCCAGUGCCAAAAAUCAUCUUAAUUUGAUUUGACUCUCAAAUUGUCCAACAGUGUCAAUGGUUGUUUGUCUAUACGUGUCCAGGGUGUAUCCCGCUUCGCACACCAAAAGUCAUCAUGGGUGAAUAAAACACUCCAAAGGGGCGAGUGUGAAUAGUCGCUCCUCUACAUUGCCUGGCGACCGGUCCGGGGUGUACCCCACUUUUCUCGCCCCCAAAUCAUCAAAUCAAAUUUAAUGAAAGACAAAAUUGUUCCAAAGGGGUGAGUGUGAAUGCUUGUUUGUGAAGAAGUGGCGACCGGUCCAGGGUGUACCCCGCUUCGCACACCAAGAGUCAUCUUAGGCUAAUGCUUGUGUGUGUGUUCGACAUGAGAGGUUCCGCUGCCUUAUCUGACGCUUAAGCUAGCGCAGAUGCUUAGCAAGAGUUAGCACGGACGCUAAGCUAAAUUUGGGUUCUCCGUUUUUUGUUGUUUUUUUGUUUUUUCCUGGCGUGACGCCAACUUGACCGAUGUGGACUUUUCAUUGCUUUCAUUUUGUGUUGAAUUUAUAAAAACACGCAGACAAAUCCCAGCUCGUGUGUGCGUGUUGUCUGGAGUGCGGACGCCGCCUGUCGCAACAUCGCGGGGCGGUCACGUGGCGCACGCUACCAGGGAAAAAAGUCGAGAAGCUGCGAGAAGGUUAGGAUUGGAAUGAAUUUUCGUUCAUGAGUUUUUUAGAGUCGGUUUGCUGGUUUUUAUAGAUGUUCUGUUUUGCAAAUGAGUUUAGUUUAGUAAGGCCGAGCGAUGAAGAAAACAGGCUAAAUGGCGAUGAAGAUUUUCGCCUUCUUCUUCGACUGUCGACCGAAAAGAAGAAUUGCUUCCAAAGAACACGGCACGCCGGCCGCAAUUUUCAUUUCAACAGGUAAGUCGAUUCGGAUACAACUAGUACAACCACUCCUACUUAUCUUACCACUAUGACUUAUUUUCUCACGAGUACAACUACUCCAACUUUGACUUCAUUUUCUUACUUUUACAAUUUUACUAUUUUACUAGUCUCUUAUUUGACUACUACUACUACUACUUUCACGACAACUACUUAUCUUACCAUUACCUUACUGCUACUCCAACAACUUGUACUUAUUUUACUACUACUUAUCCUAUUACAACAACUGCUUGUUUUACUGCUACUACUUACUACAAUCAAUUAUUGUACAACUAGUACAACUAUUAUUACUACUGAAGUUACUUUUAUUACCGGUACUGUUGCUACUUAUUGUACGAAUAGUACAAUUGCUACUUUUAAAAAAAAAUAUAUAUAUACUACUACUACUACUACUACACACACGCAUUGUAUAUAUAUAAUAUAAAAUAAUACAAAUAAAAUAGAAAACCAAAAAAAAUGACCCCUAUUAUUCCCCCUCCCGGAAGCUGUGGAGGGGUUUGUGUGUCCCAAUGAUCCGAGGAGCUAAGUCGUCUGGGGCUUUAUGCCCCCUGGCAGGGUCACCCAUGGCAAACGGGUCCAGUCAAAGCAGGGCUCAAAGACCCCUUUGAUGCCAAACAAUUCAGGAAGACGUUUUCCCUUGCCCGGACGCGGGUCGCCGGGGCUCGAAGUCGAAAGGGCAAGGUGUGUUCUCCUUCCCGUGGGCUCAGCACCCGUGGGAGGGGCCGCAGCGCGAGCCGGGCGGUGGCCGAAGGCGGGGACCUCGGCGAUCCGAUCCCCGGCGACAGAAGCUGGAAUGUCACCAAGGAGCCCGAGCUGGUGUGUGAGGUCGAGAAGUUCCCACUAGAACGGCUCCGACUACCGGAGACAAAUUCCUUGUGUGUUUCGGACAUACUUGGCAAAUAAAGAUGAUUGUGAUUCUGAUAUGGUCGGACGCACAGCUUGGGCUCCGGUACCGGUCCUCUCGAGAGGGGUACCGGUCCUCUCUCCCACUCUGGAGUUGCGCCGAGCAAGUGCGGGUAUACCUGUUGCCCCCCGGCUCGGCGCCCGGACGUCGGGGUUCGCCCCGGCGGACGAGAGGGUAGCCUCCCUGCGCCUUCGGGUGGGGGGACGGGUCCUGCCUGUUGUUUGUGCCUAUGCCGCAGAGAAGCCGGACUCUGCUCCUUCGUGCCAAGGCGUGUCGGUGGAGUUGAGGAGGUCUUCUGAAUCCUAAUCAAAUUAUAUUCUUUGAAAUAAAGAAUAAAAUAAGGAUCUAUAAUUGUAAUCCACAUUUUUAGAAGAAACAGCCAAGCAACCUCUUGAUGCAUUCAUUGAAAAUUGUGAAAAGUAAUCAAAAUGUAACCAAAUGUAAUUAGUUACAUAUUUUACUUUGAGCAAAUCAUUGAAAUAGUGAAGCUACUAUUUCAUUUCCAAUAGGGUGACUUGUAAUUGUAAGCAAGUCCAUUUCCAAAGUCGUCUUCCCGACACAGGCGAGCCGUCAUCCCGAAUUGUGUCCCUGGCGGCCCCUCGUCGUGGUACAUUUGUUUGCCGAGCUGA